Messenger RNA from Ctenopharyngodon idella (grass carp), 2017 nucleotides. RefSeq names its product ring finger protein 128a (gene rnf128a). The transcript has 7 exons. The record is from RefSeq and is a predicted model, not a curated record. The coding region runs from base 172 to 1356 and encodes 394 amino acids. NCBI's taxonomy places the organism in Eukaryota, Metazoa, Chordata, Actinopteri, Cypriniformes, Xenocyprididae.
GACCUCAGCGAGGUAGAGUUUCUAUUCAGUUGCGUUACUAAAACACCUGUAAGCGUUCAAUAGGGAGCUAUCGAUUACGUGAGUUUGCGGAACAAUUUUUCAAUCGUUUUAAACCCAAAUUGUGCUUUGAACUGUACCAAGGAGGAUAGCACCAGGGCUGUUUUGCUUAAUAUGGGGCCUCUUGCGAGUCAGGAUGUGUUUUCGUGGCUGCUGGUGGCCUCGGUUCUCCAGGUAUCGAGUGUAAGCUUGGCGCAGGCCAGUUACCUGUGCACUGCAUACCUGAACAUUUCCUAUACCAUUCCUGGAACGAACCAAACCACCUGGCGUCAAGAGGAGAUGGGACUGUAUGGACAAGACUCACCCAAAGCUUCUGUCGUGGGGAAUGUGUAUUUAGCCCAUCCGAUCUAUGGUUGUGAGGAGGACACCGUUUAUCGCCGACCGAACGACUCCAGGGGCUGGAUCGCCUUAAUUCAACGCGGAAACGGAUGCACUUUCAGCGAUAAAAUUAACGUCGCGGCUAUGAACGGAGCUGCCGCUGCUAUAAUUUUCAACGACUUCGGGGCUGAAAAUCGGGUCAUUCAGAUGUCCCACCCAGGCACGAACAUCGUUGCAGUCAUGAUUGGCAACUACUAUGGGAUGGAGCUGGUCCAUCUGCUAGGUAAGGGCGUGCCCGUUUCCAUAGCGAUAGAGGUUGGAAAGCAGCACGGUCCCUGGAUGAGUCACUAUUCAGUGUUUUUCGUCUCCGUCUCCUUCUUCAUCGUCACCGCGGCGACUGUUGGAUACUUCAUCUUCUACUCCGCGCGGAGACUGACCAGCCUCAGGCAGCAGAACCGCAAACAGAAAAAGCUGAAAGCUGAAGCAAAAAAGGCGAUUGGCCAGCUGCAGGUCCGCACACUGAGACAAGGGGAUGAGGAGACAGGCCCCGAUGCUGAUACCUGUGCAGUUUGUAUUGAUUUGUAUAAACCAGGAGAUGUACUGUCAGUACUCACAUGCAAUCAUUUCUUCCAUAAAUCUUGCAUAGAGCCAUGGCUGCUGGAGCACAGAACCUGCCCGAUGUGCAAGUGCGACAUUCUUAAAGCCCUCGGAGUUGAGUUGGAUGUAGAGGAGCAGCCACAGAUUUCAGUGCCUGAUUUCAGAUCCUUUUCUACCUCUGAGGACCUGCACAGUGAGACAGCGUCACACACACACAGUGAGACUGCAUCCUCUGGAUAUGCAUCUAUGCAUGGAACCGAGCACCUCAGUCCUGCCGAAGGCACACAGAACGGUGUGCAAGAGGAGCAGGUGGACGUGUCGCCUCAUUAUGAUAAUCUUGCCUUCGAGGGCGACAUUCACAGACAGAGUGAAGUCAGGACCUGAGCAGCACAAACAAACACUGAUACAAUGCACUCUUAAAGAUGAAUGAAGGGUUUUGAUUUGAGGACUUACAUUGAAGCACUGUUGAGCCCUUUUCUGAUUAGUUUCUAAGUGCCUAUAAAUUCUCUCUCUCUCUCUCUCUGACUAUUUGUCCCUGUGGGGGACCACAAUGAUUACUGGGUCAAUCGGAGGUCAGGUUUUAAUUGUCUAUGGUUAAUUCAGGUUAUUAUGUUUUCUAAUUCAGGGUUUAAUUCCCACUGUGGGUGUGUCAGGAUGUAAGACUCGCAGCCUUCCAUAGCGUCAUGAAGAUGUCAGAGCAGCUGUGGAGACACACAGAGAGAGACAACAGUGCUCCACCUGCUGUACAUUAGAGGACUUAAUGCAUACUGUACUUUAUCCCUUUUUUCAUGGCUUAUUAAAAUAUAUUGUUCCAGUUUUGAUGGAAAUUUAAAAUGUCAGAAAUAUUGUGCCUUACACACACUUAUGUAAGUGUGCAAAUGUAUAUUAUUCUGCAUAGACCUAAUAGGGCUGGUUUUAAAAUGUAUGGAUUAAGUUCUCCUGAUUUUAAUAUUUAAAUAAGAGAUGGAAAUAUUUCUUUACUCUUUCAAAUGAAUAGUACUGACACUAAAUUUAACACUGUAAAUAAAAUAUUUUAUGAAAUUUC